Messenger RNA from Bipolaris oryzae ATCC 44560, 1170 nucleotides. RefSeq lists its product as uncharacterized. The transcript has a single exon. The record is from RefSeq and is a predicted model, not a curated record. Gene Ontology annotation, cellular component: nucleus. Gene Ontology annotation, molecular function: double-stranded DNA 3'-5' DNA exonuclease activity; phosphoric diester hydrolase activity; DNA-(apurinic or apyrimidinic site) endonuclease activity. Gene Ontology annotation, biological process: base-excision repair. Bases 1 to 1170 code for a protein of 389 amino acids. NCBI's taxonomy places the organism in Eukaryota, Fungi, Ascomycota, Dothideomycetes, Pleosporales, Pleosporaceae.
AUGAAUCGUGCCAUUAGUCCACCGCCCGCCAAGCGGCGCAAGACUACUACUACUACCAAGUCAACUGCAUCGACGAAAAGUUCCCAGGAGACCACAUCAUCCAUCAGUUCUACCAUUCUUCCACCACUGGAAGCAAACACCUUCCGCAUUUUCUCGUGGAACAUCAAUGGAAUCUCACCCUUCCUCCAACCAUCAAUUACGUCAUUCUUCAAGGCACCAAAAGGUAGCCAUAAUGAGGAUAGCAAAGAUGAAAUAUAUCCUACUUCACUCCGGGCCUUCUUGCACCGCCACCACUGGCCAUCUAUCCUCUUCCUCCAAGAAGUCAAAAUCGCAUCCAAAGACAUAAAAACACAAGAUGCUGUGAGAACAGCCAUCAACUCGUACUUGCCCCCAGAGACUAGUUCAAACACUUCCAAAGGUCCCCUGUAUGACGCGCACUUCACCCUUCCCACCGAUCCCCACAAUGCUCGGGGUCCACGGGGAAGCGGAAAAGUAUAUGGAGUAUGCAGCAUUUUGCGCAGGGACUUGAACAAUAUUUAUACCACAACAGUGCGAACCGUUGAUUGGGAUCGCGAAGGCCGAAUCUCAAUAGUAGAAAUCACAUGUCGAGUCACAUUAUCGAAACUCGCAAUCUUCCACAUCUACGCUGUCAAUGGAACAGAAUACUUGUAUCAUGAUACACGUAGUGGAGCUGUGCAGGGAACGAGACACGAUCGCAAGAGAGAGUUCCAUCGUUUGUUGAUGGAGGAAUGUAAGAGGCUAGAGCGGCAGGGCUGGGAUGUGUUGCUUGCGGGUGAUAUGAAUGUUGCUCCUGAUGAGCGUGAUGGGCAUCCUAAAUUAAGGGUCUUUCCUAGGGACCACGUCGUUAAUCGUGCAGAUUUUCACGACAUGUUGCUUGAGGGAAGGGAUGAAGAGAAGAAAUCUAUUGGGCUGAACGGCAUUGAUAUCUGGAGAAAAAUGCAUGAACAAGAGAGGAGGUACACCUACUAUCCGCGCACCAGGGAAUGGGGAACUAGCUGUGAUAGAGUGGAUUACUUUAUCGCCGGGCGGAGACUUUGGGAAAAGGGAUGUGUAAAGGCUUGUGGGAUUAUGAACAGUGAGGCAGAACGAGGGCCCAGCGAUCACGUGCCAAUAUGGGCGGAUAUUGAAUUCAAAAUAAACAGGGAAUGA